AUGAAUAGAAACUAACAAUAUACAAUGUAUUCUAUUUACUAAUUUAUGUAUUUUUCUAAUAAAGCUAUCCUAUUUAAAUUCAUAUCUGUUAAAUCAUACAAACAUUACUAAUCAGGGAAAAUUUAUUUUAAAAUCUUUCUGCAUUUCAGCAAAAUAAUGCUGUUGCUUUGCUUGCUCAUUUAAAAAGGAUAUGAACUUUUAAAAAUCUAUCUAAUUAAUAAGAGUUUGUUUUUAUAGAGUUGUAUAUUUUAAUCUAAAAUCUAUCUUGAUCAAAUGCAGAAAAAAUAAACAUUAAAGGGUAUUAAAUUAAAAAUUUAAUUUUUUUGCUCCACCAUUCUGCUCGCAUCAAAAAAAAUACGAUUUACUUAAAUUUCAAACAUCUAUCUUAGGAUUAUCAAGAGUAGAAAAUUUAUAUUCAUAAAGGACUAAUAAAAAUCUGCUUAAAAUAUUAAUUAAUUAGAGGCGAUUAGUAGUUAGUUGAUUAGUUAGUUAUUCAUUAACACAGUUUCUUUUUUUUUCAGUAAAUUGGUUGAGAGUCGGUCUCUAAUUGCAUGUUUUUGA
Messenger RNA from Tetrahymena thermophila SB210, 561 nucleotides. Its product is annotated as transmembrane protein, putative. The transcript has a single exon. The record is from RefSeq and is a predicted model, not a curated record. Lineage: Eukaryota; Ciliophora; Oligohymenophorea; Hymenostomatida; Tetrahymenidae.